Antechinus flavipes (yellow-footed antechinus) is the source of this 6032-nucleotide messenger RNA. It is a transcript of the gene ATMIN, whose product is annotated as ATM interactor. Gene Ontology annotation, molecular function: DNA-binding transcription factor activity, RNA polymerase II-specific; transcription cis-regulatory region binding. The transcript is spliced from 4 exons. Gene Ontology annotation, cellular component: nucleus. Gene Ontology annotation, biological process: regulation of transcription by RNA polymerase II. The record is from RefSeq and is a predicted model, not a curated record. NCBI's taxonomy places the organism in Eukaryota, Metazoa, Chordata, Mammalia, Dasyuromorphia, Dasyuridae. Bases 3358 to 5850 code for a protein of 830 amino acids.
GGUUUCAAAAAACUUAAAAUUGCAAUGGUAGAAUAGAGCAGGUGCAUAGAAAAUUAAAUACAAAUAUAGAGAAGACUUGGAAGAAGAAUUAUUUGAAUUUUGAAGGAACUUAGAAAUUCUGAAAUGUAGAUAGAUGUGAGAAGUAAGUGCAUUCAAAUGUGGAAAUAUAAAAUAUAGGUAGUAAGUAGCAAGUAAGCCAAUUUAACAAAAAUAUAGAGUUUGUGAAGGAUAGUAAUGUUUAAAUUAAACUGAAAAGGAAGACAGAAGUCAGAUUAUGGUAGGCUUUAACUGCCAAAGAAGGAUUUGUAUUAUCUAGAAACAAGAGGAGCAACUGUUACACUUGAGCUUUAAGAAUACCAAUUUGGUAGUUUUUUUGAGGAUGGAUCAGAGGGAAAGAGUUGAGAGACCAAUUUUAAGAUACUAUGGUAAUUAGGAAAAAGUUGGUAACCUGCUUAAACUAGAAUAGUAGUUGUGUGGGUGGAGAGAAGAGGAUGGAGAUAGACUUGACAGGAAUUUGCAACAGAAAGCAAAUGUUAAGUGUCAGACCUGAGUGAUGGAUACUGAAGCCCUCGGGGGAAAAAAAGGAUUUUUUUUGGGAAUAAAUUUCUGUUGUGGAAAUGUAUAGUUUGAGGUGACUAUGGACAUCCAGUUCAAAAUGCUAGUCAUUGAUAAUAUAGGGAGAGAGUGUGGCUGACAAAUAGCAUUGGAAGUCUACUGCAUAAACAUGGUUGCUAAUGAGAUGACCAAGGAAUAUAGCAUAAAGACCUAGGACAGAGUCCUGGAGAAUACAUUUGUAAGCAUAGGCAUUAGAAUGUGGAUUAAAGAAUAACGAGACUAGAGGCUAACUAGGAGUACUCAGUGGGAGAGUGAGUGUCUAGGAUGAUUUAGUGGCCAAUGCAGAAAAGAGCUGGGAAAAAGGUAAAGAAUUUUGGCAAUCAAUACACCAUAGGUAACUUUGGAGAAUGCAAUUUUAGCUGAAUGAUGGCAUUAGAAGCCAGACCUUGAAAAGUGACUGUGAAGUAAGAAAAAGAGGUAAAGACAGCUUUUUCUAGGUGUCUGGGAGUGAAUGCGGGGAGAAGGAAAGGAUGGUAGUUGGGAGUAGAUGAAGUGAUAGAAUUAGAAAUGAGAAGACAUUUGGGCAUGUUUGUUAAUAGGGAAGAGUAUAUAGUCUCUACUUAGAUUGUUUUGGUUUUAGUCUAUAUACUUGAUUUUAUCACUGUAGGAGCUUUCUCCACACAUAUAAUUUAUCUUAUAGCCUUUGCUCCCUGGAAACACUGAAGGGGGUAGAAUAACAUACCAUGAUCAAGUAGAACUUAGUGAUUCAGUUGGAAAAAGCACUGGCUCUGGAGUCAAGAGGACUCAAGUCCAAAUCUUAUCUCUUAUGUUUACUACUUGUAUGACUUGGGAUAAAUCAUUUGGACUAGAUGACUGCUAAGGUCUCUUCCAGUUCUUAACCUGUGAUUCUAAAUUUCCCUGACACUAAGGCAUGCCCUUUAUCUGUUGUGCCAUUCUGCCUUCCAGUUUUGAUUAUUAAAAAAAAAAAAUUGUCAAAUUAUAGAGGAGUAGAAUUAUUAUAUUUUGAUAGAUCUUAGGCCCUGGUAUAGAGCAGGGGUCAGGAGAACUGGAGUUGAAUUCUCUCUAGCUCCAAUAGUUACAUGUAACUGAACAAGUUCACUAAGCUUUAAUUCCUGAUUUUGUAAAAUGGGAAAACCAAGGUUAGAAAUAGUAGUACAAAGUUCAUAUACACAAAAAUAUUCAACACAAAAAUGUCAACAAAUGCAAAGAUGUUUGUAAGGAGAAUUCCUAAAUGUUGCUUUCUUACUAAAAUAUAGAGAAUUGUGGGAGUACAAUGCAGAGAUUGAAGAAGGCAUAGAAAAUAGAAAAUAACUUCAUGAGCUUUUCCAAUGGGUUUGUGGUUUCAUUAAUAAAAAAGCGUAAGCAUGUCAUCAGAUAUCUUAGUGGUACAUUUUAUGAAUGCAUAGUCACAAUGCCAUAGCCUAUAUUCUAGGCGAUGGCAUGGCUUAUAUAACAAUCUGAUGCUUCAGCCAGAUUAAUUUGAAUGUUAUUCUAAGCCAAAAUGUCAGAAGUAACAUUUAUUCCAUGACUGGAAUAAAAGCAGGGGGAGAGAGAAGAAAUACAGUGUAGUAGCUUGUAUGGCACAAUGAAAAGAAUGCUUGGAUUUGGAACAGAGGAUCUGUCUCUGCUACUUCCUACUUUUAUGACCUUGGGUACAAAUGGCUUAACUUCUCUAAGCCUCAGUUUCUGAUCCUGAAGGUGUUGGACUAUAUGGUCACUAAGGUACCUUUUAAAUGUAUGACCUAAGAUUUACAAUUGCUUGUAAUGAACAUAUAUUAUUUUUAAAGUUUUUUUACUUUUUUUUUUUUCUAUCACUGCUUCCUCCUCCACCCCCAAGCUUCCCUUGUAAGGAAUAAAUUUAGUUAAGCAAAAUAAAAUCAGCAUUGACUAUCUGAAAAUAUCUCUCAUUCUGUAUUUAAAAUCUGCCACUUUUCUGUUGAAAGACAGAUAUGUUUGACCAUCAGUCCUCUAGAAAACUGUAUUAGUCACUGCAUUGAUCGGGAAGUCUUUCAAUGUCGUUUUCCUCUACAAUAUUGUGGUAUUUUUGUAUUGUUCACCUGGCCCUGCUCACUUCAUCAGUUAAUAGAAAUCCUUCCAAAAUUUUUCUAAGUUUUUCACAUCCCUUUCUUAAUGCAGAGUAAAUAUUCCGUUACAUUGUACUACAUAGCACAAUUUUUUUCAGUCAUUACAUUAUUGGUUCCUCUUAAUUGGUACUAGAAUGGUACUAAAAAUAUUUUUAUGUUUAUGGACUUUGUACUACUAUUUCUAACCUUUGUUUUACCAUUUUACAAAAUCAGGAAUUAAAGCUUAGUGAACUUGUUCAGUUACAUGUAACUAUUGGAGCUAGAUAGAAUUCAACUCCAGUUCUCCUGACCCCUGCUCUAUACCAGACUAUUCAAAUAUAAUUUAUAUAAAAUGGAGAUAUACAUAAAGACAAUUAACUUAGCUGCGUCCUUGCAGCAAAUGAUACAAAGGUAACAUUCCUCCUUUAGGAAAGGGUGAUGACCUCGGAAGGAGAAGAGAUCCUUUCUAAGGGGUGCAAUUGCGAGGAAGGCUGAAGAAUUGAGAGAACAGCUGGCAUGGAGUCCUGCCUCCUCGUGAGCACAGACUCCGCCCUCCGUCCCGCCCUCCCCAAAGGACUCUGGUGGGGGCGGAAACAUAGAAUGGUGACGUGUUCUAGAAGCUCUUGUUGGUUGGCUGAGGUAGCGGCCCCCUGCCCUUCUCGGAAGUAACCGGGGAGCGAGGCGGCUCCGGGAGAGCUGGCUUGCCGCGGAGGUAAACAUGGCGGCCGCGGACGCAGAGGCACUGUCCGCGGUUUUGGCCCCAGCCCCGCUACAAGCUCCGGCUCCGGACCCGGCCGCGACUCGAACCAGUAGAGAAGAUGCUGCUACCUGCGCGACUAACAGCCGGUGGGGACUCGACACUGGGUUGCGAGGAAGCCGAGCUAGGAUGGCGGGGGGGAAACGACAGUCUUCAAUCGCGACCCCGAACCCUGCUCUUGCGGGCGAACUGAUCCGGCCGUCCGUGUCGGAGCUGUCCCGGGCCGUGCGCACCAACAUUCUGUGCACCGUGCGCGGCUGCGGCAAGAUCCUGCCCAAUGGGCCCGCGCUCAACAUGCACCUGGUGAAGAGCCAUCGCCUGCAGGAUGGAAUAAUAAAUCCAACAGUAAGAAAGGACUUGAAAACGACACCCAAAUUCUAUUGUUGCCCUAUUAAAGGAUGUCCUAGAGGUCCUGACAGACCAUUUUCACAAUUUUCUCUUGUAAAACAGCACUUUAUGAAAAUGCAUGCUGAAAAGAAGCAUAAAUGUGAUAAAUGUAGCAACUCCUAUGGUACUGAAUGGGACUUAAAACGACAUGCAGAGGAUUGUGGCAAGACUUUCCAGUGCACAUGUGGUUGCCCAUAUGCCAGCAGAACAGCAUUGCAGUCACACAUUUAUCGAACUGGCCAUGAAAUCCCUGCAGAGCACAGGGACCCACCUGGAAAGAAAAGGAAAAUGGAAAACUCUCUGCAUAAUCAGCAAUUGUCUGAUAAGGCACUUGAAUCGCUAAUCAACAAACCAACUACUAGAACAGAUACUCAAGACCUGGAAACUUCAGAGAUAAAGUUGGUGGCUUCUUUUGAAGAUUCUUGUAGCUCUAAUGCCAGAAAGCAAACCCUUACACCUCCGAGAUACACUCCGAAGUUGCUUUUGCCGAAGCCCAAAGUGGCUUUGGUUAAGCUUCCUGUUAUGCAGUUUUCACAUUUGCCUAUCUUUGUGCCUGCAGCAGACUCUUCAGUCCAGCCCAUGGUGGUUGGUGUUGAUAAUCAAGGGUCUGUCACAAACACUGUUCAUCUACUUCCUUUGUCAAUAGGAACUUUGAUACUAGGAUUGGAUUCAGAGGGUUUCUCACUUAAGGAAGGCUUACCACUUUCAAAAAUAGUUAAUCCCGUUGCUGUUGAACCUAUUAGUACAGGUGUACAAGUGAAUUUGGGCAAAAACUCAACUAAUGCAUUACAAGAAUUAGAAAAUAUGUGUCAAAAGAAUAAAAUUUCUUCCAUCAAUGUACAAACAGAUGUAUCUUAUACUUCACAAACUCUCAUGUCACCUUCACCUUGGGCCCCUCCUGAUUCCUCUGUGUCUUCUUGUUCUCAAACAGAUUUAACAUUUGGUUCUCAAGUUUCUCUUCCCAUCAGUGUUCAGACUCAAACAUUUUUGCCCUGUACUAAGAUAACCUCCUCCAUAGCAGCACAGACAGAUACCUUUACUCAUGCUUGUCUCCAGCCAUGUGGGAUCUCUAGGGAAACUCAGACCAGUGGAAUCCAGAGUUCAGCAGAUGCCACAAUGUCAGUGAACCAGACUGUCAUGUGUAAUGAUAUUUUUGAGAAUGUCCAUUCUUACAAUGUUUCUACCCCAGACAUUGCAAAUAAUAGUUUAGUCACUGCUCCUGUAUCUCACAGUUUGUUACCUCACGAGGGCUGUAAGAAUUUGCGUCAAGACAGUGUAAAAUCUACACCUGUUAUGAAUUUCAGUACACAAAAUAAUAUACUCCCAUCACAAAACAUGACUGAUAACCAAACCCAAACAAUAGAUUUGUUAAAUGAUCUUGAAAACAUACUGUCUGGUAAUCUGCCAGGCCAGACUUUGGAUAGCCGUAGUCUCCUGUCUGAUAGUAAUACUGGAGCUGACACUCAGCUGUCAUCUGGGUCAACCCAGAACCCAGGAAUUGAUUUUGACAUUGAAGAGUUUUUUUCAGCUUCAAAUAUCCAAACUCAAACAGAAGAGAGUGACCUUAGCAACAUAAACACUGAACCUGUCUUGGAAUCUCUGGAUAUAGAAACCCAAACAGACUUCUUGCUGGCAGACAGCACCACUCAGUCUUACAGUUGCAAGGGCAAUUCCAACUUCCUAGGGCUAGAAAUGUUUGAUACUCAAACACAGACUGAUUUAAACUUCUUCUUAGAUACUAGUCCUCAUCUGCCUCUGGCAAAUAUUCUGAAACACUCUAGCUUUUCUGUAAGUACUGAUUCUUCUGACACAGAAACUCAAACUGAAGGACUCUCUGCUGAUAAAAAUGUACCUGGCUUGGGAAAAGUCCAAUUGAAUAGUACAGAAACCCAGACUAUGAAUAGUGGUUUUGAAAGCCUUGGGAAUUUAUUCUUUACCAGCAAUGAAACUCAAACUGCAAUGGAUGACUUUCUUUUGGCUGAUUUGGCUUGGAAUACGAUGGAAUCUCAGUUCAGUUCUGUUGAAACACAGACAUGUGCUGAACUGUGUUCUGUUUCAAAUUUCUAAGUGUGAGAAAAAACUUUUGGAAACUUUAAUGAAAAAAUGAAAGAAUGGAGGACAAUAGUGGUCUCUCUGUGGUGAAUGUAACUGAACUUAUGCAGUUCCUCAAAAUAAUUUUAUUGUAUUUGUAAACAUGAAACUUGUAUGUGUUUUAUAAAGUGUCAAUGUCUAUAAAUUAUUAUUUUUUA